Molecule: messenger RNA, 507 nt
Organism: Aspergillus eucalypticola CBS 122712
Lineage: Eukaryota; Fungi; Ascomycota; Eurotiomycetes; Eurotiales; Aspergillaceae
Exons: 2
Coding region: 178-432 (84 amino acids)
Source: RefSeq, a predicted model, not a curated record
CAGACAACGUAUCAUUUCGAAGGGAAGCGCUAUCUUUUUUCUCAAGGCAUCAAUAUAAAGUAGUGUAUCUUGGUGAUUGUAGACCUCUGACAUGCUCUCCCCAUUGCGCGUUUCACCAUAGGUCGCACACCAUAUCCCAAGCGUUACUGGGAGUGAGCGAAACAGUAGACCAAAAGAAUGAGAGACAUGCAGGAUAGGCGACUAAACGGGCCUCAUUUAUCUUGUCCGCUUUUAGCAGGAGCGUCCUGGCCGACAGGAACAAACACACCAUCCCCUUCUCAGACCCUCGGCGCUGGUAGAUCAUCAUCAUCAUCAGGCCGCUCACCAGGCUUAAGCUCUUCAUCUUCAGCCCCAUUAUACCCUUCGCCCUCAACGAGCCCAAGCCUGGUCACUCUUCCAAGCACCAACGCCAAAUUUUACAAACCCCUUUGAUGAGCGAGGUUUCCUUGAUGUCUACCCAACCCAGAUCUCUACAUCUCGAGUUUCUUCCGAGGGAGAGGAGUAAUC